GAGCUUCAGUCAGGAAGCAGCAGCUCGUGCGCAGCACGAACACGGAAGAUCCUCCCGGAGAGCGCGCGGCGCGGGGCUGAGCUGAGCUCGAGCCGCGCGGAGCUUCACUCACUGCAGCCUCGUCUGAACGGAGCAGCGCGUGCGGGGGACCGGCGGGAGACACGCGCACAUAUACCCGCACCAGAGUGCGGGACCGCCGGGAGCGCGCGUGCGGGGAGACGCGGAGCUGCGGCUUUUAUCCUACAAACACGGGAUUCCGCGGGAUUAUCGGAUCUAUACCGGAUUUGGCGUCCUGUGAUUUUUGGAGCGAAACUGCGUUCGAUUUUCGUACAGUGGACGUGUUUAUGCGUGGACGUUUCCCCAUAGGAAUACAUUCAAAACUGUCCGUAAACUUUUGGACACUUUAGAGGAGGAGAGGCAGCAGAUAAAAGAGAAGAAGAGGCAGCAGAUAAAGUUAAAGGAAAAAGAGAGAGGCAGCAGAUAGAGAGGUAGGGUUGGAGAGAGGGAUCAGAUAGAGGAGGAGAGGCAGCAGAUAGGAGAGGCAGCAGAUAGAGUUAAAGGAGAGAGAGAGAGAGGCAGCAGAUAGAGGGGUAGGGUUGGAGAGAGGCAGAAGAUAGAGGAGGAGAGGCAGCAUAUAGAGGUAAAGAAGAGGCAGAUAGAAAGGUAGAGGAGAGGCAGCAGAUAGAGGGGAGGGAGAAGGAGAGGCAGCAGAUAGAGAAGAAGGUGUUUAAUCAUCUACAUUAUUGCAAGAUUAUUAUUAUUAUUAUUAUUUAUCUGGAUCCAAAUGAGCCCCUGGAUCCAGAAGUGGAGAGGCAGCAGAUAGAGGGGAAGCAGAGGCAGCAGACAACACCUUAACAACCACUUGAUAAACCAUAGCAACAGCACAUCACCCUCUUAGCAAGGGAAGGAGAGGCAGCAGAUAGAAGAGAAGGAGAGGCAGCAGAUAGAGGUGAAGAGAAAACAGCAGAGGGCAAGGACAGGCAACAGAUCGAGAAUUUACACCUUAACAACCACUCUGUAAACCAUAGCAACAGGAAAGAAAACACCCACUUAGCAACGACCUGGGAUUCCAUAGCAACCAUGUAUCCAAAUGUAUUUGCACUGUAGCAUUUUGCCAGAAGUUAAAAACAUAGCAACAAUUUGAACUUUUUGAAAGGUUAUUAAUGAGCUUUUUUCAAGCCAGCUUAAAGUUUGUUCAGAAAAAUGAACUUUUUAGAUUUCUUUUUUGUAUUUUAAUGAGUUAGAUUAGUGUGAGGAGUUUGUGAGGAGAUUGAGACUCUCUGACUCUACUAAUACAACUAUUAAUACUGCUAUUAAUACUACAGGAGCAGGAGGUGGAGGAGGUGGAGGCAGGAGGCAGAAGGGGUGUCCUGAGGCUGGUUCCUCUGCGGUUCCUCUCCUGAGGCAGACAGAUGCCCAAAGAGAGGCGGAGGUCUCUGAGGGAGGCCGCGGUGAGCAGGGCUUCUCCUCUGGGGGACGGCGGCGGGGCGGGGAAAGAGCGCCGCUUCUCCACCGAUCAGCAGCAGCAGCAGGAGGAGCAUCAGUCAUCCAUGGAGGAGGAGGAGCAGCAGGAGCUCCAGCGGAGCUCCGAGCACAGCGGGCCGGGCAGGGGCGGCCCCGUGCCGCAGGUCACCAUCACCGCGGCCGCCGCGGAUGGGCUGGCGGAGCUGGAGGAGAACAUGGACGAGGUGAACGGACCCCUCCGCCGCAAGCUCUCCAACUCCUCCAUCUCCUCCAACGGGUCCUCCGCCGCGAUGGAGGAAUCGGAGGACGAUAUUCUGAGCGACAACGAGACCAAGAGCAAAGGUAUCGUUACUCUGGAGCACCUGGGGGACUCAGGAGAGGCUAAAGCCUGGUGGAAGCUGAAGACUGUUGUACAUUGGCCUCUCGUAGCUUCACAUAGGAAGAGACUGUCCUGGGUCCAACUUGCGGGUCAUAAAGGAAGUUUUAAAGCAGCUGAAGAGGGCACGAUCCUGAAGAAAUACUCGGAGAAUGAGAAGCGGUGUUUUGAGAGUCUGAGAGAUGACGCUCUCCAGCGUUUUGUUCCAGCGUAUCACGGCGUGGUGGAGCGAGACGGAGAUCUCUUCCUGCAGAUGAACGACCUGCUGGUGAACUUCGAUGGGCCGAAUGUCAUGGACUGCAAAAUGGGAGUGAGGACGUAUCAGGAGGAGGAGCUGGAGCGAGCUCGGGAGAAGCCGAAGUUGAGGAGGGACCUGUAUAAUAAGAUGUUGGAGGUGGACAGUGAAGCUCCUACAGCCGAGGAGCAGAAGCAGCAGGCCAUCACCAAACCCAGAUACAUGCAGUGGAGGGAAAGCCUCAGCUCCACCAACACUCUGGGGUUCCGCAUCGAGGGCGUCAAGAAAGCAGAUGGAACGUGUCACACAGACUUUAAGAAGACUCGGUCGAGGGAGGACGUAACGCAGGUCUUCAGGGACUUCGUCAGCGAGAACGGAAACAUAAUUAGCUCCUACAUUAGGAGGCUGGAGGAAAUCAGACAGGCUCUAAAGGCUUCAGAGUUCUUCAUGAAACACGAGGUCAUCGGGAGUUCGCUGCUGUUCAUCCACAAUCAAGCGGAGCGCGCAGAGGUCUGGCUGAUCGACUUCGGGAAGACCACGCCGCUUCCAGACGGACAGACGGUGGACCACUGGAGCCCCUGGCAGGAGGGGAACCGAGAGGACGGAUAUUUAUGGGGUCUGGAGAACCUCCUCCAUACCCUCACCUCACUAAACACAGAGUGCUCACCACAGCGUGUUCACACUCAGCGUUCACUAUGAUAACUCUCCAUCUGAUCUCCAGACGAGGAGGAAACGGAGACAGGGACUCUUUCACAGCGUGCCGCGGACACAAGUGACGUCACCAUCUCCUUAUUUACAGGAUUCAGCCGAAAAAUCUCUCGUUUCUGACUCAUCCGUCGAGUUCGUCUCGAGUUUUCUCUUUAUACGAGUCACUGAUCAGCAGAGCUGCUUCUAAACUUCACCUGGUGCUUCUUAUUUUUCUCUAGAUAUGAUCAAACCCCACAGCAAUGCAUUUAAAAUAAUCCAACAGCCAUAAUCAACACUAUAAACACAUACAGCUCGGUAAAAAAUGAGGACAUUGGUUUUAGCAGAAAUAAGGUACUAUACAUAUAUUUUACAUUCUAGUUUUUAGACAAAAAUGAAAAAACAACAUGACCAAAUGCUAAUGCUAAGUAAAAAAUGGUAAAAUGAUGACAAGCUGUUGGCUGUUGGUGUUCAAUAGACCAAUAUACAGCUCUGAAAAAAAAAUAUUUCAGUUUUUCUGAUUUUGCAAUAUGUUUGAGUGGAAUAACCCUGGUUGGUUUUUCAUGCAUCUUGGCAUCAUGUUCUCCUCCACCAGUCUUACACACUGCUUUUGGAUAACUUUCUCAAGCAGUUCAGUUUGGUGGUUUGAUGGCUUGAGAUGAUACAUCUUGCUCUUGAUUAUAUUCCAGAGGUUUUCUGUUUGGUAAAAUCAAAGAAACUCAGCAUUUUUAGAUGCUAUCUUUUUUUUCAGAGCUUUGUAUUCUCAGGCACUUUUAUUUUAUUUUAUUUUUUAGCACAGAUUAGCUUUAAAUGGUUAUUUAAUUUACAUUGUUUGAUAUUGUCAUUUUUCUUCUUCUUCUCGUAGAUAAAGACCGAGCCUAAGCCAGAGUUACUGGUUAUGGCAUGUUUUUGGCUGCAAAAUGAUUUCCAACCUCAGGUCUAUUAAUAAACGCCCAAUCCCUUUAACAUGAGCGGGCACGCUGGGUUACGCUGGGUUGCGUUGCUAACGUUUUCAUGAGUCUUACAGGUUUUUAACAUGGACAUGAACCGGGAUGUUCUCGUAAAAUAAGAAAAUCGCCUACAGAAAAAAAACAGGGAGCACAAAGUAACAGCGCUUUCACGUAAAAAUCAAACCCAAUCCUAACGUCUAGACUCUACAGCACAUAAAAGAUAAAUCCAUUACAUCAGCUAGUGUAGCACUUAUAUACCACACAAUAACCUUUAUACUCAUAAAUAAUAUAUUAUACAGCAAAAUCCACAGUUAAUCCUGCAAAAACACAAAAAUUUGCACAAUGCUAUUGGCUGCUAUCUUUCAUCAGCUUUCUCGCCAUUAUAUUUUAAUUCAUAUUCUACAGAAUCUCUCUCACAGGAAUCAUUUGCUAUUUAAUUCUAAAUAAAUAGAAAAUAACAAUGUAAAUGAAAAUCCCUGUAGAUAAAUAAGCAUUUAAGGCGUAAGCAUGUAAGGCCCCCCCCCAAUACCCCCAUAUAAUUCGCACCCUGGGUCAGACUGUAACGUUAAAAAAGCAAUGUUGCGAGAACAUUAUAAAAAUGUGUGAUAUAUAAUAAUAGUUUGCAUCAAAGCAUCAGAUUAAAUAAAUAAAAAUACAUGUUUCUCAUACAACCUUCCCAGCUAGACGAAUACUAGACAAAACAACAUUAAGGAAAAGUAAAAGUAACAUUCUCAAAACUAAAAAUUAAAACUUUGACACAAGUGCUGUUGUUAAUGUUUAAAACCAUUCAAUUAAAACAUUCUGAGAACGUUACCUCUCCAUCUUCAGCUCAACAACAGCUCUGUGUUCAUGCUUUGUUUUUGUGUUUCUCAGCUCUGGGUGUUGUGAAAUGAAUCACUUGUUUGUGUGGGCCUGGUGAUGAUGGUGACUGUAUAAAAGUGUAAAAGUCUGUUAGAGGGUGAGCACUGGCUGAACGCUGGAUAUGACUCACCAGCGAAGUCCCUACCAUGAAGUUUUGCUGGUAAUAAGAACACAUGACACACUGUUUCCAGAAAUGUAGUGUAGAAUUAUAUAUACAGUAUGUGUGCUGUAAGACUACAAAUAUAACAGCUCAAUUUCUGGGUCACUAGAGAACUAGAGAUGUUGGGCUUCCUAAAUACACCCCAUUAUUAAAGCUCACCUUAUUAUUAUUAUUAUUAUUAUUAUUAUUAUUAUUGUUUCAUGAGUCCAAUCCAGUGUCCAACUCAGAGGAAGCCCAUGUCAAACCCAUCCUGCUCCCAGAGGUAAGCUAUUGGUUACCUAGUGCGCAUGAUUAGCAUUAUUAGCAUUAUUAGCAUUUGCCUGACAUUACUUUCACCAUGUUUCAUAUUUGACUGGCCGUGCUAACAAACCCUGACGAUCUUUACAACUUAAAUUAAUUGGCUGUUCCCAGCUGGAAUUUCAACACUGAAUCACUGUUGGAUUUGAUGUUAAUUUUGAACAGACCACUGAAGUCAUGGCGUCAUUUUGUAGUCUGCGCCAUGUUGUUUAUGCCCAUAUUUGGGUUCCAUGUCUAAGUGGUGUCUGUCACAUUCUGUGCUGUACGUUUUAUUCUGUGUACAUUUACCUCCUAAAUAUCACUGGAUCUGUUUCCUUUUUUGGAGCGGCCCGCGAGGUAUUUUAGAAGUAGACUGAAAGUUGGCCCGCUGUUAAGCACGUUUUUAUAAUGUGAGAUUAAACGCUAGGUGUUGUUUGAACGCUAGGUGUUAGAAACGGGCCAAAGAGUCUAAAAGCAGAGAGAGUGCGCAGUUGUAACACAGAAAAACGGGCCAAAGAGUCUAAAAGCAGAGAGAGUGCGCAUUUCUAGAGCAGAAAAACAGGCCAGAGUCUAAAAGCGGAGAGAGUGUGCAUUUCUAGCACAGAAAAAGGGCCACAGAGUCUAAAAGCGGAGAGAGUGUUCAGUUGUAGCACAGAAAACAGGCCAAAGAGUCUAAAAGUGGAGAGAGUGCUCAUUUCUAGCACAGAAAAAAUGGGCCAAAGAGUCUAAAAGUGGAGAGAGUGCGCAUUUCUAGCACAGAAAAAAUGGGCCAAAGAGUCUAAAAGCGGAGAGAGUGUUCAGUUGUAGCACAGAAAACAGGCCAAAGAGUCUAAAAGCGGAGAGAGUGCGCAUUUCUAGCUCAGAAAAACGGGCCAAAGAAUCUAAAAGCGGAGAGAGUGCGCAUUUCUAGCUCAGAAAAACGGGACAAAAGAGUCUAAAAGCGGAGAGGGUGCGCAUUUCUAGCACAGAAAAACGGGCCAAAGAGUCUAAAAGUUGCCGUAAUUAAGGAGUUUAAUAUUAAGAGACAUCAUGAAAUCAUCAAUUUGAAAAAUCUUAGUUUACACAACACUGUCAAAGAUAGAUAAAGAUAAUAAGUCAAGUAAAAUGGUGUGUAAAUGAAAAUAUAAUAAUGUAUUAUUUAAAUAAUGUAUUAUUUAAAGUGGUAUAUUUCAUUAUUUGUUUUAUUACAGUUAAAAUAUAUUUCUCCUUCUGGCCCCCAACAAAAAAAGUUUGGACACCCCUGCAUUAGAUAAACGCUGGCACUUUUCUCAUUACAACUCUUAAUCGAUCUGGUAAUUCAGAGGAUCCAGUGAUAUUUAGGAGGUAAAUAAAACGUACAGGGUUCUGAACAUAUUUACAGAAAAGUUAAUCAAUGAUAAUUUGCUAACGUUGUUUUAACAUCGUACGUUCAUCUUUUAAUAAACCGUAACUCACAUUCAGGAUGAUCAAAUUGCUUUAAUUACUACAAGUAGCUUAAAAAUCCUAUGGUUGAGGACAUGAUGUUGAUUCAUCGUGAAAAAUUUCAACAGUUGCACAAUCAUUUAAGAUUUAAUAUUGUUUUAAAGUUGUUUCAGUGUUGUUGGUUGGUUGUUUUCCAGCUGGGAUGGCUCAUAGCUUUAUCCCCAACACACAGGAUUUACUAGUAUAAAGAAACAGGAUGAGAAAAAUAAGUUCAGUUAUUGAGAUAAAAAAAUCUAACCAGACAAACACUGCCCUCCUCUGACAGAACCCGGUAUUGAACUGUUGUUGAACUGAAUCAGGUGUGAACACACACUCAGAUACACUUACUCCCCCUCUGUGCUGAACUCCUGUGCUGAAACGUCACAUAGAUGAUAUUUAAUUUUGCAUGUAUGUAAAUGUGUGUGGGUUUACACAGGGUUGUGGGAUUUGAGACCACUUACCCUACUGUUUAUAUUUCUUUAUUUUCUACUUGAAGAUCAAACUCGUAUGCAAUGAAUCAGCCUGUGAACAGGAAAUAGAAAUAUACUUCUGAUGAUUAUUUUUUAGAGAUUGUUGUAAAGAAAGGUACCUGUGAGUAAUGAAUGAUUACUGAUUGAUUAAGGCUUUACUAAGACCCUGUUUACACCUGAUCACUUUAUGUGACUUAAGUAUUAGGAUUAUAUCAAAUAUCAAAAUGCAAGUGUAAACACCCACUGUGUUUGUCUAUUUAUAGGUUUAUGUUUGAGUAAAAUGAACAUUGUUGUUUUAUUCUAUAAACUACAGACAACAUUUCUCCCAAAUUAAAAAAAUAAAUAAAAAAUUAAGAGCAUUUAUUUGCAGAAAAUCUAAUUAGAAAUCAAUAUUUGGUGGAAUAACCCUGGUUGGCAUCAUGUUCUCCUCCACCAGUCUUACACACUGCUUUUGGAUAACUUUAUGCUGCUUUACUCCUGGUGUAAACAUUCAAGCAGUUCAGUUUGGUGGUUUGAUGGCUUGUGAUCAUCCAUCAAUCAAAGAAACUCAUAACAGUCAGAUUUCAGUCUGAUUAAUAUUUGAUGUAAAUGCAUGUGGUUUAAAUCUUACUAUACAAUCCAGAUACUUAUCAAAUGAAAUAAAGUCCAGGUGUGAACAGGGUCUGAGUUUCUGUGGUGUUCAGCAUUAAGUGUAAGGCUAUGUUCAGAUUUGUUUCUUAAAUCAGAUCAGAUGAGAUGAGUGUACACACUGUAAUUUGGUAGUAAUUGAUCAGAUUGGAUUUGUUUGGCUUUUCUGUACAAUCUUAUUUUUGAUAAUCUGUAUAUUUACUGAUUAUAAUCUCAUUUCAAACCACUUCCAAAUCUGGUUUAGAUCAAAAAUCAGUACAGAUACAGUUGAGAUUUGGGCCGACAGUCUGAACAUAGCCGAAGGUUCUGGGAAGAGAUUUUUAUAUUUAUCUGUAUUUCUAUCAAAGUAUUUUUCAAAUCGGACAAAUUUUGAAUGUUGAAACACUAUGAUUUCAGGGAUCUGGUGAAAGUAUUUCUUGUCACAGAAUGUAAAUAUUUUAAACUUUCUCAUAAAAAUCAUGAAAAAUGAAA
This is a messenger RNA of Astyanax mexicanus (Mexican tetra), 8014 nucleotides long. It is a transcript of the gene itpka, whose product is annotated as inositol-trisphosphate 3-kinase A. The record is from RefSeq and is a predicted model, not a curated record. Gene Ontology annotation, molecular function: inositol tetrakisphosphate kinase activity; inositol-1,4,5-trisphosphate 3-kinase activity. The transcript is spliced from 8 exons. Bases 1413 to 2774 code for a protein of 453 amino acids. Gene Ontology annotation, biological process: inositol phosphate biosynthetic process. NCBI's taxonomy places the organism in Eukaryota, Metazoa, Chordata, Actinopteri, Characiformes, Acestrorhamphidae. Gene Ontology annotation, cellular component: cytoplasm; nucleus.